This is a messenger RNA of Saccostrea echinata, 796 nucleotides long. Its product is annotated as putative nuclease HARBI1. The transcript is spliced from 2 exons. NCBI's taxonomy places the organism in Eukaryota, Metazoa, Mollusca, Bivalvia, Ostreida, Ostreidae. The record is from RefSeq and is a predicted model, not a curated record. The coding region runs from base 21 to 548 and encodes 175 amino acids.
AAUUGUAUUGUAUCGAUAGAAUGAAUGAUUAUAUAAUUCAUUUACUUUCGAUGCCUCGGAAUCACAUCCCCCGUAUUCAGGACUUUGUCGAGGAAACUGUGUCAAUGUAUUCCACUGAUGAUUUCAGAACACAUUAUCGACUGAUCAGGACAACAGUCGAAAUUAUAUUACGUAUUAUUGCUCCACGUUUGACAGCAGUACAUGAAGGAGGUAAGGAGGAAAUAACACCAGAAAAGCAACUGCAUCUUUUUAUUUGGUAUUUGGCCAAUCAAGAGUCCAUGCGAGAGACUGGCAAUCUUUUUGGUGUGUCCCUUUCAACUGUACACAAGACAGUUAUUAAAGUUACCAGUACUUUGAAAAAGGUGUUCUUAAAUGUAAUUCAAUGGCUGGAUCAAGCAGCACAGAACACAACUGUACAAUCAUUUCAGUUAGCUAGUGGCUUUCCUGGGAUCAUUGGUGUUCUCGAUUGGACCCAUAUUAGAUUGAGUUCACCAAUAGGAGGAGAUUCAGAUUAUAUAAACCGCAAGGGGUAUCCAUCAAUUCAGUAACUGGUUUGUUUAUGUAUUAGUUAUUAAGGGCAUAUCAUGCAAACACUGUGUGCAUACUGAUGGUAUAUUUUUAAAAUUCCUGUUUUAGAUUGUUGUAGAUCAUAAUCUCAUGAUUUUAAGUGCUCAUAUUGGAUGGCCUGGAUGUGCCCAUGAUGCGAGAGUUCUACGGAACAGAACACUCUUUACAAGAGGUGAAAAUGGAGCACUAGCACCACAAAAUAUGCACAUCAUUGCAAACUCUGCCUACC